Molecule: messenger RNA, 2742 nt
Organism: Anneissia japonica
Lineage: Eukaryota; Metazoa; Echinodermata; Crinoidea; Comatulida; Comatulidae
Exons: 4
Source: RefSeq, a predicted model, not a curated record
AGUUAGCAGUGGCCAGUGCUAUUGAGAAGGCAAUGCAAAUUUCUCCAGGAUUUACAGACAAUGUUUGCAUGGUAAACAAUAUGGUUCAAAGCAGUAAUGGUAAUCAGAGGGAUCCUGAACAUGUGAUUUCAUUAGACCCAGAGCACCAGGAACAGCUAAGACGAGAUUUAAUUAUUAGAGACUCAUUGAAUAAAAGGCAGAAACAAUUGUAUCAGAAUGUUAACCAAAUGACACCAACAAUCUGGCAUGAAGAUCAUGAAUUAGAUAUUGCAGAAGUAUUCUCUGAACUCAUCUUAAUGCAGUCUCAAAAAGAAGACAAAAAAUCAAAAGCCAAGUCAACAUCAGUACAAAAGGAAGGUAGUCCCACAUCUUUAACAGAGGUAUUAGGUGUUAUUAAAUCAAGAGAAUCUUGUAAGGUAUUAAUAACAGGCAAAGGAGGAAUGGGUAAGACUACACUCAUCAGAUAUAUUGCUCAUCAGUGGGCUACUGAUGUUGUAGAUAAUGCCUUCGCUAAUAAAUUAUUGUUUCUGAUAAAUAUUAGAGACCUAAAAACAGGUGAAAAGUUUUUAGACAUAAUUAUGAAGGAAAUUGAUUUGCAAACAUUAAUAUCAAAGAACAAAUUGCCACCCAAUUCUGUUGAAGACUUUCUGGUCACCCAUGCUGAUGAAAUAGUGAUUUUGUUAGAUGGAUAUGAUGAGUUAGAAAAGGGUGCUAAAGAUCCAAUAGAUCUAUUCAAAGGAACUGAAUUGGGUGAAUGCACUGUGUUGAUGUCUUCCCGACCUGACAACAUAGGUAACUUUUUUAAAUGGUGUGAUAUACAUAUUAAAGUAAUGGGAUUCAAUCCAAGAAACAUAAAGAAAUAUAUACAUAAGCAUUUUGUUUCAAUUGGAAAAGCUGAAAUUGGUGACUCACUAAUUAGGGAGUUUGGACUUGAUAAUGAUUAUUAUAAUGGUGGUAUUGGUAGUGUUAAAUAUGUAAGUCAAAUUUAUUUUUCACAGUAUAAUUAUGAUGGUGAUUAUGAUGAUUAUUAUUAUCUUUAUGGGGAUGAGGAUCUAUCGUUUAGUGGUACUCACAAAGAAGCAUUGGAAUUAUGCUCAUCUCCACUAUUAUUGCUUAAUAUUUGUACCAUAUGGGAAAAUAAGAAAUGUCUUCCUACAAAUUUGUCAGAUCUUUUCAAGGAAUUAUUUUGUUCCAAUUUAAAUCAAUAUCAAAACAGAGGAGGCAGUGGAACUUCCAUUUCCCAGUUUGAGAGAAUUCCUGAGAAAUACAGGCAUGCCAUUCAAAUAUUAGGAGAAAUUGUAUAUGAAGGUCUAAAGAAAAAUAAACUGUCCAUUGACAAAUAUUUUUUGUUAAACAAAGCAAAUGAUAAACAUUUGGUACAUUUAGCUCUCAAACUUGGAUUUGUUUAUAAAGAUAGCCCUGUUCAACCAGGUGAUGUAAGAGAGAUUUACACUACCCCACAUAAAUUAAUUUCAGAGUCACUAGCAGGAUUUUACCUGUUUGAACAAAUCCAAAAAGGGAGCUUGAAAGCUGAAGAAUAUGAGGUGAUAAGAUGUAAUAAGUAUUUACAAAUGACAAGAGUAUUUACAAUAGGAUUCCUUGGUGCAGAUGCGUGUCUAUUGUUUAAACGUUGGUUGAUAAUCAGGGCCUCAAAUUUUUACUCUAUAGCGCAAUGUUUCUCACAUGUAAAGAAGGAUCAUGAAGAGCAUGUACUACAGGAAUUGGAUGAACACAUGUCCAAUGAAAUGAAAGCAUGCUGUGAACAAAUGUGCCAGUCUGUUAGAAGUGUGCUUGAUUAUAAAGACACAUCAAAUGUGCAUUUAUUUAGACUUAUGAAAAAAUAUAAAUACCUUAGAUACUAUGAUGUAAAGAAAGCAUUUCCAGUGAUAAAUACAUCCAAUGAAGAAUCUUUACGAAAUUCUUGCAGAAAUAUUGUACACAACACAGUUGUACUACCAAGGGUAUAUAAAACCAAAGAUUUUUUCAGAUAUAUUUCAAAAUGGGAGGAUAAAGAAAUCAAUAUUCUAUCAGCUGAGAUGAAAAACCUAAAUUUAACAUAUAAUCACACUUCUAUCGACUUAGACUUUAAUUGUAGUUCAUCAUUUUUGAUUCAUUUCCUAAAACAUGCAAAUAGCCUAUCUGAAUUGCAUAUUAAAGAUUGGUGUACAGCAUCUGAAUUCAGUUUGGUUAUCAAUGAGUUAAACAAGGCUGAUGUAAAGUUAAAAUUAAUACAUCUGCAUAUACAAGGUAUUGACUUGGCUUUAGUCAGUAGAACAACAUUAGGUCACCUUUUUAAGGUCUCUCCACACCUGAUACAUAUUAACAUGAGAUAUUGUAAUUUAUCAGGUAGUAGUAUUAAUGAAAUGAUGGAGGAAUGUUGUAGGAUGAAUGUAGUAUUGAAAGACAACAUGCUUAGAUUGAUGGGCAAUGACCUUUCAGAUAUUGAUAGUAAAUCACUUGCUGAGUUAAUUAGGGUGAUUGGUGAGCCUUAUCACCCCUUAGAUAAUUACUUACAAGGGCAUACCAAGCCUCAUAUUAUCUUACAAUGGAGUGAUUAUUCACUUACAUCUGAUCAUCUUGAAAAGCUGGUUGAAUCAAUAGGUGAGAAUGAGACAUUGAAUUUGACAAGGAUAGACAUGAGUAAGAUUAACCUAUCUUCAAUCAGAGGUAGAACAUUAGCUCAACUUGUUAAAGUCUCUCCAUACCUGAUACAUAUUGCCAUGAGUGAAUGUAAUUUAUCAG